This is a messenger RNA of Lachancea lanzarotensis, 1701 nucleotides long. RefSeq names its product LALA0S06e00166g1_1. The transcript has a single exon. The coding region runs from base 1 to 1701 and encodes 566 amino acids. Gene Ontology annotation, biological process: sucrose catabolic process. Gene Ontology annotation, cellular component: fungal-type vacuole. Lineage: Eukaryota; Fungi; Ascomycota; Saccharomycetes; Saccharomycetales; Saccharomycetaceae. Gene Ontology annotation, molecular function: sucrose alpha-glucosidase activity. The record is from RefSeq and is a predicted model, not a curated record.
AUGAAAGCAGCAACGCACGUAUUUGCGGGUCUGGCGGUUGCCCUCGCGGCCUAUGGUCUUGAUCUCAAUGACACAUCUGUUGCGUCCAAUCGUACUCACGGUCCAGAACGACCACUAGCGCAUUUGACUCCCAGUGUUGGGUGGAUGAACGAUCCUAAUGGACUGUUUUACGAUAACGAGACCUCGACCUACCAUACAUAUUAUCAGUACAAGCCCAAUGACACUGCGCCAGGCGUGCCUUUGUAUUGGGGCCAUGCCUCUUCAGAAGAUUUGAUAACGUGGGAUCACCACGGCGUUGCACUUGAGCCCAAAGACGAACAAUCUGGCGCUUUCUCGGGCUCCAUUGUUGUGGACUACAACAACACCUCGGGAUUCUUUGACGACUCUAUUUUACCAGGCCAAAGAAUCGUUGCUCUUUACACUGAGCAUAGCAACAUAAGUGAAAGUCAGUUUGCUGCCUAUUCUCUGAACGGUGGGUACAGCUUCGAGUAUUACGAGCAGAACCCUGUUCUGGACAUCAACUCCACGCAGUUCAGAGAUCCUAAAGUUUUCUGGCACGAGGAGACGGAGCGCUGGAUCAUGGUUUUGGCUCUGUCGCAGCAAUACAAGCUGCAGAUUUACAGCUCAAAGAACCUAACUUCAUGGGAAUUCCAAUCCAACUUUUCCCACCACGGUCUUCUUGGUUACCAGUAUGAAUGUCCGGGUCUGGCAAAGGUACCAAUCGUUCACGAAAGCCCUUCUAACGUUACUUUGCAUGGACUUAACUCCACCACAAACGCUACCGCCCAAACCAACGCCACCUCGGUGGAUCACAAAUGGGUUAUGAUCUUGAGUAUAAACCCUGGCGCUCUCACGGGAGGUUCUUUCAACCAAUAUUUCAUUGGUGAUUUUGACGGUAAAACUUUCACUGCUCAGGACUCAGCUACUCGCGCUUUGGACCAUGGAAAAGACUUUUAUGCAUUCCAAACCUACUCUGAUGUUCCCAACAACGACGUCUUAGGCAUUGCGUGGGCUUCUAAUUGGGACUACGGUGUGAAUGUUCCGGCGGUAGAUUACAGAUCGUCAAUGUCCUUAGUCCGUAACCUCACAUUGCGGCCUUACAAUCCCAACCCAGAAACCACGGAGUUCACUUUGUACAGUGAGCCUCUAGUCAACUAUACCCAUCUGCAUACGAACCAAUCAAUUCACAAAACUUCUCUAUUGCUGGACUCUGAAGAAACUGUAAGUUACAGCUUGGGAAAGGAUCCACAGGGCUUAUUAGAGUUUUCUCUUGAGUGGAAAGUUAACGCAACUGCCGUUACUUCAAGACACGACUUUGCGGAUCUAUCUUUGUACUUCAGAGGCGCCGAAGAUGAUGACGAAUAUUUGAGAUUGGGUUACGAACUUAAUGCAGCUGCUUUUUUCCUUGACAGAGGUAACACCGAGGUUGAUUUCGUUAGCGAAAAUCCCUUCUUCAACAACAAAGUCACUCAAAACAUUGAAACGUACAAGAUUGCCGAAGAUGGUCUACCUAUCCUCAAAGUUCGGGGUAUCAUCGACCGGAAUCUCAUUGAGCUUUUCUUCAACGAUGGAUCAUCCACUUCUACAAAUUUGUUCUUUUUUUCUGAGGAGAACUACAUAGGCGCUGUGGAUAUCUCUAGUGGUGUUGAUGAUGUCUACACUAUUUUAGACUUUAAAGUGAAGCAGAUGAGCCUUAAAUAA